UUAACCUAUCAUCUUUUUUUGACAGCAAUAUUAACCCAUCAAUCUAGUACUUUCAUAACACCAAGAUAUUUCUCCUUGAUUCUCUCUCCACAUUUUGAGCUUCAGAAUCCCACCUAAAAAAAAGUAAAGUGAAGGGGGAAAAAUAAUCACCACUUUACUAACCUUCAUUAUCCCCCUUCUCACAAACCCUUCUCAUCCAUGCAAAGAAGAAAGGAUGGAAGGUCCGGAAUAAGCCAUCCUCCGGCCACCUUGAAAACCAAUAUUUGUCCAUUGUUGACAGCUUCUCAUCCCAACAAUGUCGUCUGCAGAACCCGACUAUGACGUCCCGCCUGCCUCGGCGUACAGCACCCCACCAACAUUGGUAGCGUUCACCCUCACCGUCCUCAUCCUAUGCUUCGUUGCUUUUAGCAUUGUGUAUCUUUGCAAGUAUUGUUUUUCAAACGUUUUUCACACUUGGGACUUACAACGUACGGCCUCGGGAACCAUCAUUCGUCCUUCACCUGCUAGGUCACCUCCUAGGGGACUCGACGUUACCCUUCUAAAUAGAUUCCCUACUUUCGUCUACGCCUCCGUGAAGAACCUCCGCUUGAAGAAGAGUUAUAGUUUGGAAUGUGCCAUUUGCUUGACUGAGUUUGAAGAUGAUAGUUUGCUUCGUCUCUUAACCAUUUGUUGCCAUGUUUUCCACCAAGAGUGCAUUGAUCUUUGGCUUCGUUCACACAAGACAUGCCCCGUUUGUCGAACGGAGCUUGAUUCACCUCCCAACCAAACAUCAAAACAUGGUGACGACAACAGCACCCGUAAUGCGCAAGAGGAUACGUUGUCGUUACCAUGUGAUGAUAUACGCAUUGACGUGAGAGAAGAGGAAAAUGGUGGUGUUGGUGAAAUGACUAGAGAUCAUAUACAUGAAGGUGAUCAACAUGAUCAUCAUAUGAGUAUGCAACAACAAGAAGAAGAACAUAAAUUUGCAAGGUCACACUCAACGGGGCAUUCAAUAUUAAUGAUUAGAGGAGGUGAAGAAAGAGAUGAUGAUAAAUAUACAUUGAUAUUGCCUGAACAUGUUAUAAGGGCAGGACACUAUUGUACGAGGAGUUGUGUAAGUUAUCAUGAGAUAAGAAUGGCAGAGACAGCACCUUGUAGUAAUUGUGGUUUUGUUAAUCCAAAAUCUGACUCAACUUUACUUACUCAAGGUCAAGAGUCUUAAAGUGUGUUUUUAUUGUUUUUAAAUUAUAUAUUAUACACACAUGUAGGUUGAUACUUGAGAUAGAAAGAUAGGGAUACUAGGUUUUUUUAAUUUUUUUUUUAAUUUUUUUAAUUUUAUUUUUUUAGUGUAUAUACAAUUAGAUACUUUAUUAUACACUGUAAUUACUUAGUUUCUU
Molecule: messenger RNA, 1376 nt
Organism: Cicer arietinum (chickpea)
Lineage: Eukaryota; Viridiplantae; Streptophyta; Magnoliopsida; Fabales; Fabaceae
Product: RING-H2 finger protein ATL29
Source: RefSeq, a predicted model, not a curated record